Molecule: messenger RNA, 2002 nt
Organism: Spirodela intermedia
Lineage: Eukaryota; Viridiplantae; Streptophyta; Magnoliopsida; Alismatales; Araceae
Source: the annotation of a GenBank genome assembly
AUGGACAGGAGUUCUGGCCCUAGCGGCGACGGAUCGUCGUUGCCGUCGCCGUCGCCGUCUCCGACGGCCGCGUCGACGGCGUCGGCGCUGGUGCUCUCGAAUUCGGGAAAGAAGAUCGAGCAGUCGGGGAAGAAGAAGUACGUGAAGCAGGUGACGGGGCGGCACAACGACACCAAUAUGCAUCUGGCGGCGCAGCGCGGGGAUCUCGCGGCGGUGCGGCAGAUUCUGAGCGGCAUCGAUGCGCAGAUGGUCGGGACGGCCGAAGGGGAGGAGUUCGACGCCAUGGUGGCGGAGAUCAGGGCAGCCGUCGUCAGCGAGGUCAACGAGCGGGGAGAGACGGCCUUGAUGAUCGCCGCGGAGAAGGGUUACCUCGAUGCGGUGGAGGAGCUGCUCAAGGACGCAGACAGGGACAGUGUUGCCAGGAGGAGCAUCUCAGGUUUCGACGCUCUGCAUGUCGCAGCAAAAGAAGGUCACCAAGGUUGGCGAAUAAUCCUCUCUCGCUUCCGCUUUCUCAAUCUGGCCUCUCUGCAAUUCCUCUGAACCCAAAGAACAUCUCCAUCUCCAUCUCCAUCUCCAUCUCCGUCUGCAUCUCUGGCUCUCAUCCUCCUCGAGGAAGAAGACGACGAUCCCAGGAACCCUUGGCCGCCAUUUCCUUACUAGCUUGCUGCAGCUGUCGUGCAGUUGCUCCUGAACUACGACCCGAACUUGAGCAAGACGGUGGGCCCCUCGAACGUCACCCCGCUCAUGAGCGCCGCCAGGAACGGCCACCUGCCCGUCGUAGAGGAGCUGCUGUCGAGGGACCCGGGGCUUCUGGAGCUCACCAUGGUCAAGGGCAAGAAUGCUCUGCACUUGGCCGCCAGAUACCCGCACGCAGAGGUGGUGCAGGCGCUGCUCAGCAGGGAUCCCCAGCUCGCUCGGAGGACCGACAGUAAGGGCCAGACGCCGCUCCACAUGGCCGCCAAAGGGGAGAGCACCGAGGUGGUCAACCUCCUGCUCGCCGUCGCCCCGGAGACGGCGACCCAGGAAGAUAAAUUCAGAAAUACCGCCCUCCACAUCGCUACGAGGAAGAAGCGCGUGGAGGUACGAAACGUCCCUUUGACUGCAUGAAGUCGAGCAACCGAUGUCUUCUCCGUCUGACUCUGUUCUUCUUGGAUGCCACUAGAUAGUGAAAGAACUGCUGCGGGUGGUGACCGAUGGCGGCGGCGUCAACGCCCUGAACAGAGAGGGGAAGACGGCGAUGGACGUGGCGGAUGGGCUGCCGGCGUCGGAGGCGGCGCUGGAGAUCAAGGAAUUGCUGGCCGGUUGCGGGGGGCUGAGGGCGGCGGAGCUGAACAAGCCGGCGGCGGGAAGGGACGAGCUGAGGAAGACGGUGACGGAGAUAAAGAAUGACGUGCACACGCAGCUGGAGCAGACCCGGAAGACGAACAAGAACGUCAGCGGGAUCGCCAAGGAGCUGCGGAAGCUCCACCGGGAGGGGAUCAACAACGCCACCAACUCCGUCACCGUGGUGGCGGUGCUCUUUGCGACGGUGGCCUUCGCCGCCGUGUUCACCGUACCCGGGGGGAACACCAACAAGGGGGUGGCGGUGGCGGCGGGAUAUACCUCCUUCAAGAUCUUCUUUGUCUUCAACGCGCUGGCCCUGUUCACCUCCCUGGCGGUGGUGGUGGUGCAGAUCACCCUGGUGAGGGGGGAGACCACGUCGGAGCGGAGGGUGGUGGAGGUGAUCAACAAGCUCAUGUGGCUUGCCGCCGUGUGCACCUCCGUGGCCUUCAUCGCCUCCUCAUACAUCGUGGUGGGGCGGAGCUUCCCAUGGGCCGCCGUGCUGGUGACCUCCAUCGGCGCCGCCAUCAUGGGCGGCGUGUUGGGGAUGAUGACCUUCUACGUGAUCAAGUCAAAGAGAAGCCGCUCCUUCCGGAAGAAGGUCAGAAGGGGUUCCAUCUCCCGUAAUCACCGCCACCCGGACCACUCCGACUCCGACCACGACGCCUUCUACGCCAUCUAA